ACGUUUACGAUCUAAAAUAUAUGACAUUUACAUCGACUUUUCGAAUGUCAAAUGUAAAGUGCAAAAUGGAUGCCAAGUUACAGUUUCUUUAAAACGAUAAGUUAAAGAGAUAUCGUGCAAAAUUACAUAAAUAAUUUAAGAUAAAAUGGAACCUACUCCGCCCGAUUCGCGUAAUCACAACGAUUCUAACCCACAAGAGAUAUCUGUAGACAAUAAUUUGCCAAGCCCUCCUCCAGUCACAGGUCUGGUUACAGUCCCUGUCCCAAACAUACAUAUUGUCCUUGCAAGUUCCUCAACUGAAGACAUUCCACCACCAAAAGCAGAUUAUUACGCACCUCCUCCAUAUGAAGUUGCCACAAAAGGUACUAAGCUACCUACAUAUGAAGAAGUACAAAGGGAGAAGCAUUUAGAGGAGCAAGAUAUCUCCAUUAACUCUCCGACUCCCAGACCUUUGCAGUUCCGACCACCGGGACAGAGGGUUUUGACGAUUGAAAGUGAAAAUCCUGAUGAUGUAGACACAUCCUUAUUAGGAACUGAUUUUAUGUUUUACAUUGCCUUUUUUGUUGCUUUUAUAUUUAAUUGGAUAGGAUUCUUAUUGUUAAUGUGCUUUUGCCACACGAUUGCUUCAAGGUAUGGUGCCCUUUCUGGGUUCGGUUUGUCCCUGGCAAAGUGGACUUUCAUCGUACAGCAUUCGACAGAAUUGGCAUCGAAAGACAACAGUUGGUUGUGGUGGCUGAUCAUGACUUUUGGUCUCAUUAUAUGCAUUCGAGCUAUAUUGCAAUAUUUAAGCAUUAAACGUGGCUGGCACAUGCUUUCCGCAAGUCACCAGGAGAGACUUUUGUUCUUCUAUUAAGAUUUAAAUGUCAGUAUGAAUUGUACUAACUAUUGAUUCUUUUUACAUUUGCAAGAGGUAUGAGAUUAGAAAUUACUUAUGUACUUUUUCAUUCCUGAUUUUUUUACAAUUUCAUUGUAUAUUUUGAUAUUUUUCACAAUCUAGUGUACUGUACGUGUUUGUGAUUUUUUUUAUGUGAUGAUAGUAACUUUUUGUAAUGCACCGACAGUUAUCGCGUCGUCACAUGUAACUGCAUAAUUCUAAUUAGUGUUACUAUGUUGUGUACAAAUAUAUCCCCUUAUAGAUAAUUAUGUACUAGAUCUGAAAUGUAUUAAUAUAACAACAAACCCAAA
Molecule: messenger RNA, 1185 nt
Organism: Anoplophora glabripennis (Asian longhorned beetle)
Lineage: Eukaryota; Metazoa; Arthropoda; Insecta; Coleoptera; Cerambycidae
Gene: Ndfip
Product: NEDD4 family-interacting protein 1
Exons: 5
Coding region: 146-853 (235 amino acids)
Biological process (GO): vacuolar transport; ubiquitin-dependent protein catabolic process; metal ion transport
Cellular component (GO): endoplasmic reticulum; perinuclear region of cytoplasm; Golgi apparatus
Molecular function (GO): WW domain binding
Source: RefSeq, a predicted model, not a curated record